Messenger RNA from Malania oleifera, 1966 nucleotides. RefSeq names its product alternative NAD(P)H-ubiquinone oxidoreductase C1, chloroplastic/mitochondrial. Gene Ontology annotation, molecular function: NAD(P)H dehydrogenase (quinone) activity. NCBI's taxonomy places the organism in Eukaryota, Viridiplantae, Streptophyta, Magnoliopsida, Santalales, Ximeniaceae. The transcript has 11 exons. Gene Ontology annotation, cellular component: chloroplast. The record is from RefSeq and is a predicted model, not a curated record. Gene Ontology annotation, biological process: aerobic electron transport chain; phylloquinone biosynthetic process. The coding region runs from base 111 to 1727 and encodes 538 amino acids.
UUGUCACACUCCGCAGAACUUUGCUUGCUUCGGGAACAGCGUGGAGCUUAAACUACCGCACAGGGGCAAACAGUUCUCAGGUCUCUCUACCGUCGCCUUUCCUCUCUCUCAUGGCGCAGAGCGCCUUCUCCGUCGCGACAACGCUCGCACUUUUCAAUCGUGGGGCAAAGCAAUGGGUCAAAGUAUUUCCCGUUAAUACAAGAAAAUUUGGGACCAAUUUGUCGGGGUUUGCAAGAAUUGGGAGGAGGGGAUUUCGCUUUGUUGCUUCUAACCGGGCUGGCAUGAGUGGAGGCACUGUGAUAUCCGAAGGUGAACGGAUGAAGAGGUUCUUCAAAUGGCCAGAAAAGCAGAAGCCAAGGGUGUGCAUACUAGGUGGUGGAUUUGGAGGUUUAUAUACUGCAUUGAGAUUAGAAUCCCUUGAAUGGCCUGAAGGAAAGAGACCUCAGGUGCUUCUCAUUGAUCAGUCUGAACGCUUUGUUUUUAAACCGUUGCUAUAUGAGCUUCUGUCAGGAGAAGUUGAUACAUGGGAAAUAGCUCCACGUUUCUCAGACUUGCUGGAAAACACCAGCAUUCAAUUUUUCCAAGAUAGGGUAAAAUUUUUGCAUCCCUGUGAUCAUUUUGGAGUGAGUCGGCCAGAGUAUAGUUCUGGAGGAACUAUUUAUCUUGAAAGCGGCCUCCAAAUAGAAUAUGACUGGUUGGUUCUUGCUUUGGGAGCUGAAGCUAAACUUGACCUCAUACCAGGAGCAGCUGAGUUAGCAGUGCCAUUCUCCACCCUGGAGGAUGCAUAUAAGGUUGAGAAGAAGCUAAGAGCAUUGGAGCACAAGUAUUUUGGUAAGGACUCCCUGAUUCGUGUGGCUGUUGUUGGUUGUGGUUACUCUGGAGUUGAGUUGGCUGCGACAAUAUCAGAGAGACUGCAGGAGAGAGGCAUAGUGCAAGCAAUUAAUGUGGAUACCACAAUCUGCCCAACUGCCCCACCUGGCAAUAGAGAAGCUGCUUUAAAAGUUCUUCAAUCGCGGAAUGUUCAGCUUCUGUUGGGUUACUUCGUUCGUUGUAUAAGAAAAGAAGGUGCAUCUGAAACUUCAGAGAACGCAACAGAUGCUCAGGCAGUCCAGGACAUUGCAGCAGGGCAUGGUCCUGGAAGACUUCUUUUGGAACUUCAGCCUUCUGAAAGGGGCUUACAAAGUCAAAUUCUAGAAGCAGAUUUAGUGUUAUGGACAGUUGGAUCUAAACCUUUGCUCCCAGAAGUUGAACCUUGUGAAAAGCCCAAUGACCUUCCCCUUAAUGCCAGGGGACAAGCAGAAACAGAUGAAACUCUUCGUGUCAAGGGCCAUCCCCGCAUAUUUGCAGUUGGUGAUUCCUCUGCUUUCAGGGAUUCCAAUGGAAGGCUUCUCCCAGCUACCGCACAGGUUGCUUUUCAGCAGGCGGACUUUGCUGGUUGGAAUCUAUGGGCUGCAAUCAAUGAUCGACCUUUAUUGCCUUUUAAGUAUCAAAAUUUAGGUGAGAUGAUGACUCUCGGGAGAAAUGAUGCUGCUAUUUCACCAAGUUUCAUUGAGGGGCUAACCUUGGAGGGGCCUCUUGGUCAUACUGCAAGGAAGAUAGCAUACUUGAUCAGGUUACCAACAGAUGAGCAUCGGCUUAAAGUUGGGAUCAGUUGGCUUACAAAGUCUGCUGUAGAUUCAGUUGCAUCUCUACACAGCACCAUAACCAAGGUUCUUUCAGGCUCUUGAAGCAUUUUGCUGCUCCUGCGGACCAGAUGCAGGUCUGCCUCCACAUAUGUUUGAUGCAUUUGCUAAUUGAAACUUUCAUGAAUUCCAAAAAGAAAUAUGCUUCCUACUAGUGGAUGAAUUUAAUUAUAUUUGCCAUGAUUUAUUUGGAGAAUUGCCAGAGAAGGGACCAUCGCGAUUCCUUGAGGACUUUAUAUUAUUACUACAAUGAUGAUUUCUCCUUGCAUUUCUUGUUGGGAAAA